UUCAGUUGUGGGCAUGGUCCGGGGAUUUGGUGUUGGCGGCCUAGCGCCUGUGCCGGUCGGCAUGGUCCAUGGACAAAUGAACACCGCGCGGCAGGGGCAGCAGCCUGGCCCAAUGAUGUACCCGAUGGCACCGACCAACGCCAUGUUCCCAGUGAUGGGCAACGACAUGGGGUUCGUCCCCAAUGGGUACGCAGGGAUGGACGUUGUGACGCCGGCACCACCUCCUCUAGGUGGGGUAGGUAUCAUGAGCCCCGGGUCGUCAGACGGGAGGAGUGCCAUGACACAGGCUGACAUGAUGAACUGCAUGGGCGACAGAGCGAUGAUGGAAAACUGCGAUGCCCCGGAGGAUCAGUCCUGCAAGAGGAGCAUCGAGCGUCGCCACUGCCGUAUGAUCAAGAAUCGUGAGUCUGCACGAUCGUGUGCCAGGAAAUAGGCUUAUACUGUGGAGCUUGAAGCUGAACUGAACCACCUCCAGGAGGAGAAAGCUCGUCUGAAAGCUGAGGAGAAGACGAUCCCAUUGACCAAGAAAAAAACGUUUCUCAAUGUGUGCGUGCUGAUGAAACCACCUUGUGUUCGUGAUCUUUUUUUCUUACAGCUGGUGGAGAAGAUGAUGGAACAGUCCAAGGAGAACGUGAACUCCAAGAAAGGUGGUGUCCUAUCGUGGCGCAACAGAAGCUGCAUCUGGUGA
This is a messenger RNA of Aegilops tauschii subsp. strangulata, 688 nucleotides long. Lineage: Eukaryota; Viridiplantae; Streptophyta; Magnoliopsida; Poales; Poaceae. The record is from RefSeq and is a predicted model, not a curated record.